UCAAAAAUAGCAACGGUCCCAGGUUUGAACCCUGGCUAAUACCAGAACUUGUUGGAUAAGGCUGCGAGAUAUAUUGUCCAUAUUUAACAUAUUGGUUACGAUUUGAUAGGUAACCAGAAAAAAACUUAAGCAGAACAGGUCCACACCCAAUUGCGGCCAACUUUUGGAGAAGAAUGUCGUUGUCUACUCGAUCAAACGCUUUGUGAAAAUCCAAAUACACUACAUCCACCUGACACCGCUUAUCAAUUUCACGCGAUACCAUGUCAGCCAAAGACGAUAGAUUAGUAUUAACUGAUCUGCGUGGAAGAAAGGCGUUCUGGGAAGGAGUGAUGUGGGGAAUGAAUUUAGGCAACAUUAACGAGUGCGAGUCUGAUUUCACGGAUUUUGACGGAGAUACGCGAAUCAUAGGGGGUCAAGAUGCUAGAGAGGGUUUCGCGAUUUACCAAGUCUCCAUACGUAAGCAAUACAAGAAUAAAGAAUUCCACUGGUGUGGCGGCUCUAUCAUACACGAAGAAUGGGUUUUAACAGCUGGUUACUGCACAUAUGGUAUUGGUGCUAAAGAACUACCCAUAGUGGUUGGAUCAACCCAACUCAAAUCAGGUGGCGACCGUUACAAUAUAACGAAAAUUAUUAUUCACGAGGAAUACUCACAAGAACGUUUGAAAAAUAACAUAGCUCUAAUGAAAGUCGACGGUAAAAUCAAAAUGAAAAAUAACGUUAUGCCAAUCAAAUUGAGGAAAGAGCCGGUGGCUGCUAGAACAAUUUGUGCUCUGACAGGAUGGGGGUAUAUUGACAAUCAAGGAACUAUGCCGAACAAACUUCAAAUUCUGUUCUUCAAGAGUAUUAGCAACAAGAACUGCAACGAGCAGCUAAAACGUUCCAAUUUCGCACCAAUCGAUGACAAACAGCUCUGCGUGAGAGGUCCAGAUAAGAAGGGUGCUUGUUUAGGUGAUUCAGGAGGUCCUCUGGUCGCUUUUGAUUCAAAUUAUGGCGUUGUUCAAGUUGGAAUCGUGUCCUGGGGAACGUUUCCGUGCGCUCAAAACUACCCGGAGGUGUUUUCGUCAGUUUCUAGCUAUUAUGACUGGAUUGAGAAAAAUAUGAAGGAUUAAAUGGCUAAUUGCUAACCAACCUACAUAUAAAAGUCUAUCAGACCAGCUAUAGGAUAAGUUUUUUCAGAUAUAGUUAUUUUUUUCAUUAUUAUAUGUAUAGCAAUAUUAUAAUUUAAUAAAG
Pieris napi is the source of this 1230-nucleotide messenger RNA. Its product is annotated as chymotrypsin-1-like. NCBI's taxonomy places the organism in Eukaryota, Metazoa, Arthropoda, Insecta, Lepidoptera, Pieridae. The record is from RefSeq and is a predicted model, not a curated record. The transcript is spliced from 5 exons. Gene Ontology annotation, molecular function: serine-type endopeptidase activity. Bases 261 to 1109 code for a protein of 282 amino acids. Gene Ontology annotation, biological process: proteolysis.